Anarrhichthys ocellatus (wolf-eel) is the source of this 4268-nucleotide messenger RNA. Its product is annotated as protachykinin. Lineage: Eukaryota; Metazoa; Chordata; Actinopteri; Perciformes; Anarhichadidae. The record is from RefSeq and is a predicted model, not a curated record. The transcript has 4 exons. Bases 2969 to 3313 code for a protein of 114 amino acids.
CACAACAUCUUUACAGACGGCGCUCUUACCCUCGGAUUUGAAGACGGCCUGGGAGAAGACACAGCCGCGUCCGGUGCAGCGCCAGUAGUAAAGCACGUUGGGUAUCCAGUUACCCAGAGCGAAGACCGGCACCGGGGAGAAAUGCAGUCUGGACAGAACCUCCUUAUUCCUGCAGAAAACAUGAAGGGGGCGACGUGUGGUUUGUCAAAGUGGUUACCAAGAUGUUUUGAGUUGUGCUUACACAUUAAGCUGCUGUUUAUACUCCAACAACAUAAUAUUCUGAAAUGUCUCAUUCUUCUAAUGAGUACUUUCGAUUUUUAUACUUUAAGUAUAUGUUGAUGAGUAUCAUUUUGUACUUUUACUAAGGUAGAAUAAUGCAUGACUUUAACUUGUUACUGAAUAUUUCUAUAAUGUGAUAUUGCUUCUUUUAAAACAUAAAAGCACUUCCUCCACCACUCUUGACAUUUUCUCUGCAGAAUUCUGGAGUACUUUUACCGUUGAUACUUUGAUAACACCUCAAGUAAGAUAUUAAAUGCAGGAUCUCUAUUUAAGUAAAGGAUCUGAGUACUUUUUAGUAUGUAGAGAUGAAAGAACAGCAGGUAUGUCCAGUGAUGUGAGGACGUAUUCAGACCUUUCAUUACAAAUAAAAUUACUGCAUUCAAAAUCUGACUCACGCAAAAGUACAGAGGUAUUUUGAGAAAAAAUGUACUCAAAGUAUCAAAAGUAAAAGUACUUGUUAUGCAGCUGAAUGACUGAAGAAGCAUUUUCAUUCUGUAGCUAUAAGGUUGAGCUCAUGUCAAGUAUUUUAAAUACUGCUGGAUAUUUGUACCUAUAAAAAUGUAUAUUUGAUUGUGUGCGUUGGAUGUAAAAAAUCUUCAAAGUCAAAAAAAUGUAGUGAAGUAAAAAAUAGAAUAUUUCCAUCUGAGAUGUGGUGGAGUAGAAGUAUAUAAAGUGGCAACAAAUUGGAAAUACUCAUAGUAAAGUAUGACAUAAAUGUACUUAUUGUAGUGUAAUAAACGUGUUUUUCUAUCACUGCAGAUGCCACGCGUUGCUGAACAUUUUUAGUUGAAUUUAACCGUUCGACUGGUAUGCAUUUUCAACACUUUGCCUUAAAAGCAGUGGUUCUCUUCCGGUCACCUGUGCAUGGCGACCCGCUGCAGCUGCUCCCUCAUCCACAGAGCAUCGCUGACCGCGGAGUCGUCCAGGGACAGAAAGAGCACCUGCGUGCUGUUGGGCAGCUCCUCCACCAGGCUGAUGAGGGACGACUCGGAGCUCCACAUGCACUCCAGAAAGCCCGACUUGUUGGAGAAGGCGUGCACGAUGAGAGGUCCCUGCAGGGCACCGGGCUGGUAGGAGAACUCCCCGUCCAGAGUCGGGACACUGAACGCGGCGGCGAGGUCCCCCGGCUCCGGGCCGUCGGGUGUGGAGGCUGUGCUGGAUCUCAAGCUGACCGCAUUGUCUCGGGACUCACAGGCCGACCCAUAAUCGAUCAGUUUCGGUUUCCCCGCAGCAGCUUUGCUCACACGAGCUGUCACAACAACUGCAAGGAGCCACAACAUCGAGGGCUUUGAACACAACAAUAAACGCAUGGUUUCCUGCCCACGGCGGGUGACCGUGAACUCACCACAAACAGCCGAGCAUUUCUUUUUCAGAGUUUAUCUGAAUAUAAAAAGUCGGACUGCUGUUAAAGUCUCUCAAAAUUACGCUUUGGUGGACUUCCUGAUUCCAUCUAGAGACUUUUGAGUUGGGUGCGGGCCGUACUGCUCUGUACGGUGGCCCCGGAGGGACAUACGCGCGCAAACGGGCUUUUCAUUGGUCGACAAAUAGAGUGAAGGGAUGACGUAUUUUUGCAGGCCAACCACGGAAGUGGAAGUUUGCGUCGCACUGGUUCCCUCGACAACAAGCCGAUUUUGGGUUUAUAGCAGAAAGUAAACUCUAGUCUAGUCUAUGGCAACCGUGUAUGAUACGUUCACGGUCUGAAAUGAGCACAAAGAGACAGAAAACGACCAAUACAAAUAUAAAACCACUAAAAAUAGAUGCAGAACGACCACACAGAGAUGCACUCAAGCACUAACAGACGCAUCAUUUAUAUAAACUAAUGGCAAAACAACAAAUUACCCAAAAUGUGCUCAAUUCAACACACUGUUCAUUUAAUCCACUAUAUUCGUUCGUUACUUUACAGAAUCUGAUGUUACACACUAAAACAUAAAACAUCCAAUCAAGUGAAAUGUUAUUUAUAUAGCCCAAUAUCACAAAUUUGCCUCAAUGUGAUUUACAGUCUUUACAGCACACACCCUUCAUACACCAUCAUUAGAGUAUCAAUUAAAAGGAAAAUCUCCCCCUUAAAUAACCUUUAAUGGAGAAAAGUAUGAAAGAAACCUCAGGACGAACAGCAGAGGAGGGAUCCCUCCUAAUGGACAGACAGACAUGCAACCAACAGAUAUAUUCCUCUAUUAAAAAUAAUAGAGAAAUGUAUACCACCUAGAUUUGGCUAUUCUGGAAGUCCUUUUCCCACUUGUCACUAUAAUCUGGAAAUAGUCUGACGGCGAGGACGUUUUUUCUCGAGUUGAAAUGUUAACAUUCUACACAGUUGGUGAGCCCAUAACACGUUUCAGUACCUAUAGGUCCAGUAUUGUUUUUCUAUGGAUCCAGAGUAUGAAACACAUACUAAUUAUGUCAAAACGAAGCAUAUGUGACUCUCAGAGCGUCUACCCACAUCAUCCACUCCAGCUGUGCGUAAAAGCUCUUGUGCGUAAAAGGAGUUAAUGGACCCCCUUGGCGCAUCAUCAGGGAGGACGCGCUGUUCUCUCUAUCAGCAUCUGCAAUAAUCCAGCAGCGAGGUGGAGACUAUACCUGCACAGUGCGCACACAUAUUUAUCAUUAGCUGUAAUCCAGGAGAAACGUAUUCAGCUUUUACUUCUUUUUUUUUUUUACACAAACGCAUCUGGGUGACAUUUACGCACGGUGGAUGAUGGAGCGAGUUAAACUGGUUCUGAUAGUUUUGUUGCUUCUGACAAAUGUGUUCUGUAAAGAAAUGGAUGGCGACAACUGGAGAGAAGACAUCGAAGAGAACAAAUGGCCAAACUCUGAAGUAAUUCAAGAUAUAUUAAUGAGAAUGACCAGAAAACCAGGAAUGCCCCAAUAUCUCAGCCUCAUGGGGAAGGAGGACUCCGCAAGAGCGCAGAAAGCCCAUAAACGGCAUAAAUUUAAAACCUUUGUGGGCCUGAUGGGCAAAAGGAGCUUUGAGGAUCAAGGUAUUUUACCUCCAACAGAGACAUUAAAUAUACUGGAGGGUAAUUUCAGUGGAGCUUAAACGCUGAUUUCAUCCCUACAGGAGCCCAGUGAGCUGCACAGAAGAGCGAGGAUCUGCGUUUGUUGUCUUACUUUGUUUACUGAGAACACAACCGUUUAUUUGGUUUGGUCAGUUUGUAGUUUCAUUAAAAAUGUCACAUAUUAUCACAGUGGAGUUUGACACAUUUGCCAAUGCUGAGAACGUUUAGGCAAACAGCGACAUCUAGUGGUGAAAUAAAAUGAUGAAAAACUGUCUGGAAAAGAUAAACCCUUCACGAAAACAAACCUGUGGAAGUCCGACACUGUCAUGAAAGAAGGGAUCAACAUGAGAAAGUAUCUCACUAUUUUUACAUACUUGGCCAAAAAUAUAAAGAUUUCUGAUUAUUUUAAUAAAAUUUCUGAUUAUUUGGAGUUGCUAAGUAAUUAUCUUAAAUUCCCUCACUACAAUGACUUAAAGGAACUUUAUUUUGACAGUGAUGGGCUUCCAUAAAAACUCAACAGUAAUAUUUAAACAUAAAAACUGUCAUUUCAAACGCAUCCACACCAGUUUUCAAAACAAACCCAUCUCACUCCUCAAUAUCAUCACAGGUUUAUUAAGUGACUUUGUACAAUACAAAUGAAAAAUAAAAUUAAAAAUACAGAGAUGGAGUACAUAGCCAAAGCAAACUGCGGUGUUGACUCUUCAUUUUCCACAGAUAGUUACCGCAGAGUGAUUGAAAUAUUGUUGUAUUUCCUAAAGCAUCGAUGGAUCACCGUUAAAUGUGUGUUUCUGUUAAACAGUGGACGCUGCUCUCAAGUCUGAGGAUUUGUUUCUAAACAUACAAAAGAAGUUAUUACUCCAGCUGGCUCGGUAUAUAUAAAAAUAAACUAAGGUGAAAUAUAACACUUAUGACAUUAUAAAUGGUGGUCCAAGGCUAGUGGAAAAGAGCUAAACACAGAGGAAAAAGAAAGCAUUACAUUUGUUUGUUUUUUAUCUA